AUGCUAAUGAGACUGCAGAGAUACCGCUUCACCAUCCAAUACAAGAAAGGAACCUCACUCUACCUGGCAGACACUCUCUCAAGAGCAGCACUACCUACCCCAGUACAUGCCAGGGUCACAGGUUUUGAAGUAUUCAGGACUGAACUCACAGAGGAAUCCGAUACCCACAACCCCCGCCUCACAGAAACCACCGAAUCUCGCCUACGCGACGAGACCAAAAAGGAUGAACACCUCUCCAAGUUAAUGGCCACAAUCGCCCAAGGCUGGCCGGAUGACAGAAAGCAGCUACCACAACCACUACGAGCAUACUGGACCUACAGAGACGAGCUAACCACUGACAAUGGCCUCAUCUACAAAGGCGCCCAAGUUAUGAUACCGCAGUCCAUGCAAGCUGAGAUGCUGCUGAAAAUCCAUGCAAACCACUUUGGUCCUGAAUCAAAUGUACGCAUGGCACGAGACGUACUAUUCUGGCCCGGGAUGAGACAAGCAGUGUUUGAUAUGUGCAACAACUGCAGUACCUGCGCACAGUAUGGAUCAAAGUCAACAAAGGAACCUAUGCGAUCACUUCCGAUUCCAACACUACCAUGGCAGAUCAUCAGCCAAGACAUCUUCCAGUACAGACAGAAAGCCUACCUUGUAACAGUGUGCCAUUUUUCUGACUGGAUCGAAGUGGAUGAACUUGACGACACUUUGGCAACAUCAGUCAUUAACAAAACCAAAGCUCAUUUCGCCAGGUUUGGCGUUCCACGUAUCUGCCACACAGACAACGGACCACAAUUCACCAGUAAGGAUUACAUGGACUUUGCCUCUCAGUACGGGUUCAAACAUACCACCUCAAGUCCCUAUCACUCCCAGGGCAACGGCCGAGCCGAGGCAGCAGUGAAAGUAUCGAAGUCUAUGCUAAAGAAAUCAGAUGACUUCCAAAUCGCCUUGCUCAAUUACAGAAACACACCACCAAAAGACCACACCUACUCUCCUGCCCAACGCAUGGUGAGCCGCCGGACACGAACGACGCUCCCAACAGCUGACCACCUUCUCGAGCCCAUGUCAAUCAACCGUGACACUGUAUCAGCAGAACUCAAGGCCAAACGCAACACCAGUAAAGCUCACUAUGACAAGACUGCGGGCCCAGAGCAGAAUAGCAUCAACAUUGGUGAAUUUGUGUAUGCACGACCACCGACAAGCAAACCAGGCAACCCUUGGGCAUAUGGCCGUGUCACCGGACAACGCCACUCAAGAUCUUACACCAUACAAACGCCCCACAGUACCAUUCGACGAAAUCGGAUACACAUCAGGCAUGCAGUACCUCCUCCUCCCCAAACACCACCGUGCACCCCACCCACGCUCACGCCUAGACCAGGCCACAGCCUUGCAAAUCACUACAAUCGUCUAGGAUCAGAGCUGAAUAUGCCCACUAAUCAGCCUACACAGCAACCACCUCCCUCAUUGGACAAAAGUAACAGCGGCCCAGUUCUCGACACCCCUUCCCCUCCACAACCACAAGAACCAAGCACACCAGCCACGGGCCCAAGUGAGCUGCCUAUCGACACACCCCUUGCUACAAUUCAAGAACAGCCAAGGGAUCACCAACCCGAAAUGAGAACACGCACAAGACUCAUCAAACCACCAACUCGGUUCAAAGACUUUGAACUCAAGUAA
Molecule: messenger RNA, 1659 nt
Organism: Pocillopora verrucosa
Lineage: Eukaryota; Metazoa; Cnidaria; Anthozoa; Scleractinia; Pocilloporidae
Source: RefSeq, a predicted model, not a curated record